AUGUCUGUUAUUUCAAACCAACAUUCAUUUGAUGAUGAUUAUAUUUUGACUCUCAUCAAUGCCGCUUAUUCAAUUUUAUUUAAUGAUGAAUUAAAUUGGGAAGAAAACAGUUCAGUUCUUUGUUUUCUUUCGAUGUUCACGCAGUACAUAACUGAAGAUGACUCAAUAAAUAUCAUUACAAGGUGUAUGAAGAUUUCUUUAGACGAAUAUUUUGAAACAGAACAAAUUACUGAAUCUUUUGGUUUAAUUUCAGACUUUUUGCAGGUAAUUGAUAAAGAAAAGGUCAUAGAGAUACUUCCAUAUAUAUUUAAUAACUUUGUAGAACAAAAUAUUAUGUAUUUAAUUCCAUUUUUCUCUUUGACAAAUCAAAUCUUGGAAUUAAAUCAAAAAAUUCCAAAUGAUUUCAUUGUAGAACUGUUGGAUGCCGCUUUUGGAAGUGAAAAUAAAGAUGUCAUACUUGCUGCUUUGUUCUUUAUCAGAGAUUCAGAGAUAAUUGAAGUAAUUUCGAAAAUUGGAAAUAAUUUAAUUUCUUUUUUGAUGGAUUUGAUUGAUAAAACUGAUGAUUUAACAUUUCAAUGUGUUUUAUUUGAUGCACUUGAAAGAAUUCUAAAGAUAACUAAUGUUCAAACUGAUGAAAUCUUCAAAAUUCUUCUUGAUUAUAGUGAAAAAGUUACAGAAGACUUAAGAGAAAGUUAUUUAGAUGUUUUAGCAGCAAGUAUAGGAAAUAUCACGAAAUUGGAUGAUUCAGAAACAGAGUUUUUGAUUAAUAUUAUUCAAGAAUCUCCUGAAAACUCAUUUUGUUUGAUUAAAAGUUUAUUAGCAAGAAAUGAAACAAAAGAAGUUGCUGUUGAAAUUGUUAAAUCAACUUUGAUUUCAUUGAUUGAUUCUCAAUUAAUAGAAGCUGCUGUUUCCUUAUUUGCACAAUGUUUCGAGUUGAAUCCAGAUGUUUUCAUUGAUUUUGCUGUAGAAAUGAAAGAAAUAAUUUCUCGGUUUUGUUUUGAUGAAAAUUCAUCAACACAAAUUCGAUCUCUUUUUUAUGUUGCAUUAUCACAGAUAUGCAUGAAAACUAAUGAUGUUGAAUUAUCUUUACAGAUAUAUGAGAAUAUCAUGAACUUGUUAGAAACUCCACGUGAAAGAAUAAUUGAAGAAAUUCGAAUUUCUUUAUCAAAUAUUUUGAAUUUAUUAGAUGAAGAAAAAAUUAAUGAAUUAGUAACAAAAAUCAAUGAAAUUCUAAUAGAUUGUAAUGGAAAGAUUUUACAAGUAUUGCUGUUAUUAGGCAAACAGAUAAUUGAACAGAAAUCUAAUGAUUUUAUUUUAGAUUCAAUUGAAAAAUUAAUCAUCAAGUUUUGCCAAGAAAAUCCUAAUGAUUUAUUUGAUGAAAGUGUUUUUGAAUCAUUUACAGAUAUUAUAUGUUUUAUAUGGAAUGCAAGAAUUGCAGAAGUUUGUAUUCCUUUCCUUCUAGGUUUGUUAAAUAACAGCAAAGAUAACAAUGUUUUGUAUCUUUCAAUUGGAUGUUUAGCAGACAUUCCUUUUGAACUUUUCAGAGGAAAUAACAUAGCAGAAGAUAUAUUAGGAAGUGUAUUUAAAGUAUUGGAAGCAACAGAUGAUGUUUAUAUAAGGCAUAAUUCGAUUUAUCUUUGUAACAAGUUUUUGGCAAAAAAUGUAAUUUCUGCCAAAGAUUUAGAAAGUUUGUAUCCAAUUGUUGUUGAAUGGUUUAACUCCGAUAAUGAAGAAAACAGUAGUUUUAUGAGUGUUCUUGCUGUUUUCAUUGUUUAUUAUACCGCAAAAUCAGGUAAUGUUGAUGAAAACAUUAUAAAGGUUGCAAUUGAUCACUUACCAAAAAAAUUUGAUCCUGAUGUCAAUAGUUUUCUUGAAACACUCAAAAAUAUGAAUGUUAUUAUAUAA
Messenger RNA from Trichomonas vaginalis G3, 1905 nucleotides. RefSeq names its product armadillo (ARM) repeat-containing protein family. The record is from RefSeq and is a predicted model, not a curated record. NCBI's taxonomy places the organism in Eukaryota, Parabasalia, Trichomonadida, Trichomonadidae. Bases 1 to 1905 code for a protein of 634 amino acids. The transcript has a single exon.